Molecule: messenger RNA, 490 nt
Organism: Rhizopus microsporus ATCC 52813
Lineage: Eukaryota; Fungi; Mucoromycota; Mucoromycetes; Mucorales; Rhizopodaceae
Exons: 1
Coding region: 58-324 (88 amino acids)
Source: RefSeq, a predicted model, not a curated record
AUUUUACUUGAGAUUCCUCUGGCGUUCCGACGAACAUUGCGUAACUGUAAGGCGUCUAUGUCUGACCUUGGUCUCCGCAUUGUGACAAUGCAUUGUCUUUUGCUGAGAUUUAUCAAUGUGAAGAAAGUUGUUGUUGCUACACUUUUUUCCAUGUGUUUCAUUAAGAUAGGUAUGUCUUUAUUGUGCUUGCUUUGGAGCGUUGACUAUGGUUUUUUUAUUUUGCUUUUGAAGUCUAAAGCGAAUUCAUUGAUUAAUUCCACCGUGUUCAUUGGUAAGUGUGAUAGUUUGUUGACUUUGUGUCAUGCUCCAAAAUUACUUUCAUGAAUGCGCGGCUUAGAAAGAUAUGAAGGGGGACAUCUUAUUGUUCUUUUUUAAAAGCAUCGAGUAAAAAAUGCAGUUGAGUGAGUAUUGACUACAUUUGGUGUCGAAAUGGAGGCAGCCAAGGUUGAAUUAGGUACGACAUACAAAAGGGAGCAUUCCUUUUUAAAAU